Messenger RNA from Diachasma alloeum, 4630 nucleotides. RefSeq names its product macoilin-1. The coding region runs from base 885 to 3116 and encodes 743 amino acids. The record is from RefSeq and is a predicted model, not a curated record. The transcript is spliced from 8 exons. Gene Ontology annotation, biological process: neuronal signal transduction. Gene Ontology annotation, cellular component: rough endoplasmic reticulum membrane. Lineage: Eukaryota; Metazoa; Arthropoda; Insecta; Hymenoptera; Braconidae.
CGGAACUACCAGGAACGAGAACGACAGAGAAUAUUCGUACGAUCGAUGAAGACCCGGAGGUUUUUAACGUAUAGUAUUGAAACAGAGGCUAAUUGAGUAGUUGGUGUGAGCUUGUGAGCGUGUACUAGACGUGUUUUGAGGGUAUUUGUGAAUCAGGUGGAAUAUUUUGAUGUGUUUAACGGAGUCACAUAAGUGGAUAACAUCCUGACAAGCUGUUAAAAAAUCAUUUAAUCAUGAAGAAGCAAGUAUAAAACACGUGUGUGCGCAAUUUAUGUGCUCCCAUGCAGAAUUAUAUUGUUGAAAAAUAAACACGAGAAAGAAACGUAAAUCACUCUGAUGUCUGAGUGAAUCUUGUGUCUUCAGUGAAUGAAAUAUUUUGGAUACUUGAAUUAUAAUGAUUAUUUUGUGGUAUUGAGUGUACUUAAUUAAUACAAAUAGGAGCAUAUUAAUGUGGAUCGUUAUAAGUUUAUUAAGCGCCAUGUCUCAGGAUGGACCAAUCAGCUGCUCGGUGAAUCGCUGUGAGACCUCCAAUCUGUCCUCAGACGAAUGACAACAAAAGAGAUACAUGGUACCACACUGAGUGAGAGAGCAGACACUAACUCACAGUUGUUGUUGUUGUUGUUGUUGUUGUUGUUUUUUCAUUUUCUUCUAUAUCAUCAAGUCAGCAUAAUUUGGAUAAUUUUUGUCAACAAGUGGAGUUUAAUAUUCACGGGGAAGAUCGAUAAUUUGCUGUGUAAUCAUCAAACGAGCAACGAACGAACGACACGAAUUCGAACGGAUAAUUCAAAGUGUCGUAUCUCAUCAAUUUCCUUUGGCUCGAAAGAGUCUCUGAAGACCGUCACGCUGGGUACCUAGUAGGGUUGUAAAAAAAAGUCUCGAGGAAUAUGAAGAGAAGAAAUGCCGAGUGCGGAAAGCUCCGUAGGCCCUUGAAACGUAACAAAAUUACUGAAGGAAUAUACGGAAAUACACUCCUGUAUCUCAAGUUUCUCAUGCUAUGGGCCAUGGUGAUUUUAGCAGAUUUCAUUUUAGAGUUUCGUUUUGAAUUCCUGUGGCCAUUCUGGCUUCUCUUGAGAAGUGUUUACGAUUCAUUUAAAUACCAAGGCUUGGCCUUUUCAGUAUUCUUCAUUUGUAUCGCACUUACAUCCGAUAUGAUUUGCUUCUUUUUUAUCCCUGUACACUGGUUAUUCUUUGCUGCCAGUACGUACGUUUGGGUUCAGUACGUUUGGCACACAGAUAAAGGCGUGUGUCUACCAACUGUGAUGCUGUGGCUACUAUUUCUCUAUAUAGAGGCUGUAGUAAGAUUGCGAGAUUUACGUCAUAUGCCGUUUCAUUUAGAUCUUUGCAGGCCAUUUGCAGCACACUGCAUUGGUUAUCCUGUUGUUACACUGGGCUUUGGUUUCAAAAGCUACGUUGGCUACAGAAUGAGACAGAGGAAGCAGAAAGACGUAUCCAAGGAGAAUGAAUUUUACCUGCAGUUACUUCAACAAGCACUGCCGGUUGAGCAGCAGACGGCAGGUACAACACAACUACAGUCGCAGUUACAGCCGCCGCUUAUAACUGCCGAAAUAAAUUCCAAGUCACAGCCAAACAGGCAAAACACGCAGUAUAAUCCAAGCCCGGAAAAGAGUAGAGGGAAUGGGGGUACAUGUUCAGCAGAAACAAGUCUACAAAACGGCAACAUUUCGAAUGAUACAUCUCAUAUGCAAACAGUUCAUCAAUUACAAUCACAAAGUAUAACGACGAAGAAUAAUCACAGAAAAUCCCUGGAUAAGAGUGAAAAACAGGAGGACCAACAGAAACACAAUUCGGCCCAAUCCUCAUCAUUUUCAUCGUCGGAGAAAAAUGAUAAGAGAUUUGUGCAUAGUAAUGGUACAAGUUUAUCGCAGAAUGAUGCACAAUUUAUUGAACGCAUAACAUCAGUCAAUGAUUAUGAUGCUAAUGAAAUUGAAAAGGAUAAGACUGCAAAAUGUAAUACAGCACAUUCGUCGGUUAAAGCACAAUCUAAUGGUACAGCUAAUUGUGGCAAAUGGAAUAAUAAUAAUAGUAUAAAGGAAAAUCGAGAUUCAAAUGGAGUAAAUAAUCAACGUGAGCGUAAAGGUAGACAAGGAAAAAAUGUAUUAUCCGAUGCCGAACAGCAACAGCAGCACAAGCAGCAGCAGCAGCAGCAGCAGCAACAGCAGCAGGACGAGUAUUGUCAAAGGUUAUUAAUAUGUCGUAAAUUGGAGUCAGAUAUAAAAAAAUUAAAAAGUGAUUUACAAUCGAGUAGACAAAUGGAGCAAGAAUUGCGUUCACAAGUAAAUACACUUUUAAGUAGUGAGAGACAGUCAAAGGGUGACAUACAGCAGUUACAACAUGACAAUGAUCAACUGCAGGGCAAACUUCAAAAUUUAAUGACUGCUAGACAGUUGGAUAAACAAACAAUGUCUUCGCUUGAGAGAAAAAUAGCUGAAGAGCGUAGACAGAGAACAGCGUGUGAAGCCUCACUUGUUUCGGAGAGACGGGCUAGGAGAGUGGCUGAGGAAGCCAGGUCAUCUAUACCGCCACCACCACCACCUUUAAUAAGACAGGAAUGUACAGAUGCAUGUAAAACACGCCGCGCACAAAUGGAACAGGAACUCAAGAGUCUAAGACGUGAGCUUAAAGCCAAAGAUGAGAGAUAUUUGACACUUGAAAAAGAGUUAAAUCAUUGUAAAGACAGUCACGGUGAGACUGAAAUUAUAAUUGGUGCAUUGAGUGCAUUACAGGAUAAAAAUAUACAUCUUGAGAAUAGUCUCAGUGCUGAAACAAGAAUUAAGUUGGAUUUAUUCUCGGCGCUUGGUGAAGCUAAACGACAGCUUGAGAUACGUGAGAAUCUCAUUAGAUCGCAGGAGAAGGAAAUUGAAAUGUUGAAGGCUAAAAUAGCCCAGGAUCUUGCUGUUAUGCCGCAGGAUACAUUUGGACAGACAUCCACAUGCUCUACGUCAAAGCUACGAUUGAGUAAUGAUGUACGUGUUGGCAGUACAAAACUUGGAGCAGCGACUGACAGUCCAUGUCCUGGCUGUACAGUUUCAAAUCUCGAUCCAAAUGCUACUGCCUACACCCCAAAAGGAUCACUUGUUGCGUCUACUGAAGCUUAAAAAUCUUUUUAUUAUUAUUCUUUUCUCAUUUUUCAUUUUUCAUCUUUCAAUUCUUUCAAUAUCCAUGACAAGAACAAUUUUCCAACAAAAGACACGUCACUUACUUCCAACAAGCAUGUUUCAUUAUAAUUUCAUCAGUAUCCAUUGCUCAACAGUCUUGAUUGUUGAUUCAAGGUAAAAAAUCAUUUUGCAUUAUCAUUAAAUUGAUAAAUAUUUUCUGUUUAAUCCCAAGAAACCCCAAAAUUGUAUAUACCUUGCGUUGCGUAUUCGUGAUAUAAAAAUGAUGAAAAUGGACAAAAAAAAUAUAUAUAUAUACAUGUAUAUUUUUUUUUCCCAAUGGAUAGAAAAAGAGCGUAUCACCGCUGGCUAGUCAUUCGGAGCAGUUCUACAAUUAUAAAUAACAAGAAAUCAUUAAUGUUUAGAUAUUUUUAUCAAUUCUCAAUUGAUUUCUUCCUAUAAAACAUUUGUGCUUCCGAGUAGCCAUAUUUUUCAGACAUACUCAAUUCUCUUUUAUUUUUCAGAAAAGUAUUAUUCAUCUUCGGGAAGCAUAAAAAAAACAACUAAUAUGCUUAUUAAUUAAAUAAACAACUACGUGCAAACAUUAUGAUUUAUUAUGAAACAAAACAAUUUAUUAAAGAAGAAGAAGAAGAAGAGAUUGAACAAAGCGUAAUAAAAAUAAUGAUAAUAUUUGCGUGUCGUGGUCACCGAAAUACAAUGGUUGUUUAAUAAUAUAAUUCACAAUGGCUGAAAUAUCAUCAUCAUCAUUAUCAUCAUCAUCAUCAUCAUCAUCAUCAUCAUCUCAUAGUAAAAUUGACUUGAAGAAAAUAUAUAAACAGAUGAGUGCAUUCAUAAAGUGGCUAAUGUUCAUCAUAACUUGAACGUUUUAACAAACAAGCAAGAAAAUUAAUUAAAUUAAUAAUGUAAAUGAUGUACCUGAUUUGGAAUGAUGUACUAGUUGUUUUUAAUUUAUCUAGGCGACUGAGUGGUCAAUUAAAUUUAAUACUUUAUUAUAAUUUUUUUGCUCUUAUACAAUGCACUUUCAACUGUUGUGAUUAUUAAGGAUAAUUAAAUAACACACAUAUCGUCAAGUCAAUAAUUGAUAAUGAUAAACAAAAAAAUUAAACAGUGGGAAAUUAAGUUGAACAUGUACCAAGGUGUAUGUGUGUGAUAUUGUUAAUGUUAUAAUUCUUUUAUUAUGUUUAAACUAGAGGCUCGUUAGAAUUUUUCCUUUUAAGUACUCUUUUAUAUUCUCUCGAUUGCUGGUAAUUUCUUUUUAAAUUAUAAAAGCACAAAUAAUGAGAGACGUUUAAUCAACGUUGUUCAACAAUUCAUUUAAAUUCAUUUCGUUUCUUAAACUUUUUUAUUGUUUUUUUUUCCCUCAAUUUUUGUUAUUAUUUCGCAUUAUGAAAUCAUAUCUUGUGUGCUUCCAGUGACAACCUACGUACUUAUUUAACAAAAUAUUUUUCAAUUAGGUUUAACGAUGAUUAUCAAUAAAAAGCAACAAGGACUGUCAA